This is a messenger RNA of Cavenderia fasciculata, 1815 nucleotides long. RefSeq lists its product as uncharacterized. NCBI's taxonomy places the organism in Eukaryota, Evosea, Eumycetozoa, Acytosteliales, Cavenderiaceae. Bases 1 to 1815 code for a protein of 604 amino acids. The record is from RefSeq and is a predicted model, not a curated record. The transcript is spliced from 4 exons.
AUGGUAAUAAAAGAGGAGACGGAACCAUUUUUUAAAGUAUUUAGAAUAGUUAUACUUAGAAGGAUUAUAUUUGGGUAUAUAGAAUCGAUUGGAGGUGAUGGUAUAUAUUACAAUACAAAGUACAUUCAAUCAUUGGAUCUACUUGGUAUUACUAGAUUUGGAAGUGGUGUUCAUCAUAUCAUAAAGAGCAAUGUAGAGAGAUUACUUGUAGAGUAUCCAUCGUUUGUAAGAAAGUUUGAUAUGGAGGAUAUGAUCGAUCGGAUGGAUUACAAGACUGCAAUGCUUCUCAAUCAGAAUGGUUUAUUCGAUUGUUUGAAUCAAGAUGAUUUGCUGCGUCUGCUUUGGAAGACAUGUUCAAGUGGAUGGCAGGACAUGUUUGAAAUGAUCUUGGCAAAGAAACCAUACAAGAGGGAUAUUGAUAAAUGUUACGGAUCGGUUGAUAUGGAAAGUUUUGUGAAUCCUCUUUACAUUGCCUCCAAGAAGAAUGACCAUGUAGAGAUGAUCAAAUAUUUGUUGGAGCAUCCCGUCUACUCGAGACGACUCUCUUGUCAUGUUCAAUCCUUGUUUGAACAAUCAGCUUUUAAUGUUCAACGGUAUCUUUUCGAAACUCAUCAUGCAACCAUUACCAUUAGAGUGUUGCAAAGGGCGUGUAGCAGUGGUCAAGCCAAUCUCAUCACCUUUAUGUUGGACAAUGAGACUAUCAGCAGUCAGCAGGCACCAAAUUACCGUCCAUGUAUAUCAUUGGGAUACGGUAAAAUCGUUGAUAGUAUUGACAUUUGGAAAAGACUAUUGAGUCAUCCAUUGUCCUAUCGUCCCGACCAGUCAAUCUUGCAAACUUGUUUGUUGACAGAAAGGAACAAACACCUAUCACUUGAAACAUUCAAAUAUCUUUUGGACAAGUUAUCAUUUCUAGUGGAUGAACGGUUUUUGAUAGAUGCUAUCAAACUGCGACCACAGUUGGAUUGGAUCAAACCUGUGUUUGACAAUCUAUCAACAACUCCUGGCAAGCUUACAGACCCAACAAAUGUUUUACAAGUUUUGAUGGAAUAUGGUAAUCUAGAAUUAUUGAAAUACUUUAUGUCUACAACAAAGUAUGACAAUAAUAUUAAUGGUACACUACCACAGGAUAUUUCACUUUUUUUAAAGUCUAUACCUCUUGGUGCACACAUACCAUUGGAUAUAAUCACAUUUAUGUUUGAAAGUCAAUUAUUUGAUGAUCAACAGGUUCAACCUCACGAUAGUACCGAGGGAUACCAUAAUAGUAGAUAUUAUGUAGAAUCUGAAUGCUAUCUUUAUGAAAAGGGUGUGUUUCAACAUACCCUAUAUUCACUAGACUGGAUUGCCGAUCGUGGUCAUCUUGGACUUGCCAAGAUCAUUGUCGAAAGUAAAAAGUGUCGCUUUGGUAGAUCGGUCAGUUUACCUGAUGCUAUGAAUUUGGAUCCUGGCCACCUCGACACUUUGGAAUAUCUUUACGAAAAAUACCCUUUCUCCUUUAAUCAUUCAGACAUUUCGUAUGUAUUUGUUGGCAAGUUGAUAUCACAUGGUAAAGAUGCAUUUCUAGAAAAAAUGAUCAACUCUGACCAAACAUCUCAAGUCGUCAAAUUACAUCUACUCUGCCAACUAAGAAAACAAUCAUUAAAAUAUGUUUCAUUUUCAUUGCCUACUCUACUCACUAUUCCUACUACUAUACACUCUACAAGAGAAUGGGAAUAUGAUUGUGAUUGGUUUGGUGAUGGAUCUACUGCUAUGAAAAGUAUAUUUGUAUGUCCAUCACAUAAUCAAUGUUUCCGUACACCCACAACAUUUAAAUUUUAA